Molecule: messenger RNA, 1266 nt
Organism: Saimiri boliviensis boliviensis (Bolivian squirrel monkey)
Lineage: Eukaryota; Metazoa; Chordata; Mammalia; Primates; Cebidae
Gene: RFK
Product: riboflavin kinase
Biological process (GO): FMN biosynthetic process; riboflavin biosynthetic process
Cellular component (GO): mitochondrion
Molecular function (GO): riboflavin kinase activity
Source: RefSeq, a predicted model, not a curated record
GGGCGUUCCGCCGCGGAAGCGAGCGCGCGCCGGCGGCGCGGAGGCGGGCUUUGGGCGUCGGGCCGCCCCUUCCCCACGCCCCGCCUACACCGGCAUUUACUUCAGUUGUCGCCCCUGCUACCUCGCCGAGAGGCGGCUCCGGAGUUACCGGGCGGGUUUUGUUGGGUCGGCGACGUCAGGGAUCCGCCGCGGCGUGUCGUCGGCGUCGCCCGGCCCCUGGUGCGCCCCGCGGCAGGCAGAGCUCUCACUCCUGCCCCGCGGCUGGUCCGGGGUCCAGGCCCCGGGUCGACGGCGGCUCCACAGGACGCGCGGACCGGGCCGCCGCCCAUGCCCCUAGCGGACUGCGUUAUGAGGCAUCUGCCUUACUUCUGCCGCGGCCGAGUGGUGCAUGGCUUCGGCCGCGGCUCCAAGCAGCUGGGCAUCCCCACGGCUAAUUUUCCUGAGCAAGUGGUAGAUAAUCUUCCAGCUGAUAUAUCCACUGGCAUUUAUUAUGGUUGGGCUAGUGUUGGAAGUGGAGAUGUCCAUAAGAUGGUGGUGAGCAUCGGCUGGAACCCAUACUACAAGAAUACGAAGAAAUCCAUGGAAACACAUAUCAUGCAUACCUUCAAAGAGGACUUCUAUGGGGAAAUCCUCAAUGUGGCCAUUGUUGGCUACCUCAGACCAGAAAAGAACUUUGAUUCUUUAGAGUCACUUAUUUCAGCAAUUCAAGGUGAUAUUGAGGAAGCUAAGAAACGACUAGAUUUACCAGAACAUUUGAAAAUCAAAGAAGACAAUUUCUUCCAGGUUUCCAAAAGCAAAACAAUGAAUGGCCACUGAUGAAAAAUUGUAUUUAUUCAUUCACUGUUUUCUAGUGUUUCUGGGUUUAUUACUGUCCGUUCUCAUCUUCGUUAUGUUUUAAGAAUCAAACACUUUCCUGCAGUUGUGAAUUAAACAGUACAAUGUAGUUACCAUAUCAUGCUUCAACUGUUAAAUGAAGCCCAUCAUGUCAUAGCACUAAAAAUAUUUGUUUAAAAAUCAAGAUUUAAAAAAUACAUAUUGAUUAAAAUGUACCACUAGAAAGGUAUUACUUGUGUAUAAGCAUGGGUAAAAAGGCAAGUCACUAGUUUGGGAUGAAAUACGAAAUUUUCACGGUAAAAUACCAGCAUGUAUGUAAUUGUGUAGUGUAUACUUCUAAACAAAGAAGGCUUAUAAAAGUAAAUGCAUUAAGGCAAAGUGCAGUGGCUUGUGCCAGUAAUCCCAGCACUUAGGGAGCCGAGGUGGGAGGAU